AUGCUCAUCAUCAUGCUCAUCAUCUGCGACUGGUCCCACGCGUCGCCACCGCUGCCCCACGAGCCUCCGCCCGCGCCCCAGGACGCCUGGCCCGCCUUUCUCGGGUCGGGCCGCGCGGCCUUGGUGUCGACGCCCUGGGCCUCCAGCUCCUUCUGGAUGGCGUCUGACAUGUCUCGAAGUCCCUGGCGCGCUUCGCCUGAACCCACUCGUCGAGCCUGGCCUCCGUCGCCGCGUCGUACGUGGGCGGCGCAGCCGCUGCCCCACCGCCACCCCACGAGCCUCCGCCCCCGCCCCACGCUCCUGCAGGCAGCCUCCGCCCGCGCCCCACGAGCCUCCGGCCUUCCUCGGAUCUGGCCGCGCCUCCUUGCAGUUGACGCCCUGGGCCUCCAGCUCCGCCUGGAUGGCGUCCGACGUCGUGAAGUCCCUGGCGCGCUUCGCCUGGACCCACUCGUCGAGCCUCGCCUCCGUGGCCGCGUCGUAGCCGCUCAUUGUGCCUGCCGAGUCGAGGGCCGAUUGCCGCGGGACGUCUCGGAGUUCCGCCGAGAGGAACGACCGAACUCAGCUCGCUAA
Prorocentrum cordatum is the source of this 570-nucleotide messenger RNA. Lineage: Eukaryota; Dinophyceae; Prorocentrales; Prorocentraceae. The record is from the annotation of a GenBank genome assembly.